AUGCUUCUCUUAGCGAUACUCCUUGCGAUAUCAGCAGCCCAUGCGAACACGGUAGGCCGAUGGAAUUGGCAUCGAGGAGGCGCCGCGAAGAACAAGACAGCUGUAACUAGUUCUCCAUUUGGGGGAGCCGCAUUGUCCCGUCUCACCACUGCUGAUGCUGACAUGAUUUCAAAUGAGCCACCCCAAUCACCCUACUUCUCGGACUGGAACCGUCUGGUGAGCGGAUACGGCUCACAGCGUUGCUACAAGAUCCCACGGGGGAUGAAGCUGUGUCACAAGAUUGGCUACGAUUUCAUGGUGCUACCGAACAGCCUGGAGCAUGAGACUCUGGACGAGGCAAUUACACAGUCGGAGGUGUGGUUGACUCUGGUCAACCUCGGCUGUCAUGAUGAGUUAAAGCGUUUCCUCUGCUCUCUUUAUGCUCCUGUCUGCAUUAACGGCUACCACGAGAAGUUGAUUCAACCUUGUCGGGAACUGUGCGAAAGUGUACGGGCCGCCUGUCUGCCUACUAUGACCACAUUCGGUCUCGGGUGGCCUGAUAUCGUCAAGUGUUCCAAAUUUCCCCAAUCUCCGCAAGAGUUAUGCAUACCACUCAACAAACAGAAAAUGAUUCGAGCCAAAGUGCUGGAUCUCAUGCCCACAACCCCUUCAAGUGGCCACAACUCAACUCACAGGAUCAGAACCACUGGCAGAGUGGGCACUUUUAAGCUACCCAAGACUAUUAAUUCUGUCGCGAAUUUGGUCUUCCAAAUGGAGUGUGACUGUCCAAUUAUCAAAGCAGCCUUAACGCGAGAAAAGGGACCAGGUCGGUGGCUCAUGAUGGGCAAACUGAAUGAAGACAAAAGAACAGUUACAAUUCAGCACCUAUCUCAACCCUCUAGACAGAAUACUGGGAUAAAGCGUGCCAUCAGGGAUAUUCGCCGUCGUCCGGACUCCCUUUGCAAAGUAGAUCUAAUGCAUCACAAUCCAAUAACACACACAAGGACUGCUGUUGGUCUGUCUCCUCUCAACUCAGUGCAGAGUUCACGCCCUCGAAACCGUCAAAUGCGUCGCAAUCGGCCGCAUCUGAGCCCUGAGGAGCGACGACGGCGGCGUCAAUUGCGACGUAGGCGCAAUCAUCCCCGGGGCUCACCAUCAGAAGUGCAACAAGGCGCCACUAACGUCACUCCUGCUAGCAAACCUCAGCAACCCAUUAACGACAUGCCGAUCCUCACACCGACCCCGCGACCUUACAACCACCACACCCAUCAGCAGCAGCAAGAGCGGAUGGGCUAUUUGCCACAAACCCACUGA
Messenger RNA from Hydatigera taeniaeformis, 1293 nucleotides. NCBI's taxonomy places the organism in Eukaryota, Metazoa, Platyhelminthes, Cestoda, Cyclophyllidea, Taeniidae. The record is from the annotation of a GenBank genome assembly.